AUGGCAAGCAAAGCGGCACACAAGCGGUUGACCCGCGAAUACAAGACGAUUUCCGAGAACCCGCCACCUUACAUUACAGCCCAUCCUUCCGAGUCGAACAUCUUGGAAUGGCACUAUAUUAUUACCGGCCCCGAAGAAACGCCCUACCACGGCGGGCAAUACUGGGGCACUCUAAUCUUCCCUCCCAACUAUCCGUUUGCGCCGCCCGCCAUCCGAAUGCACACACCUUCAGGACGAUUUCAACCGUCGAGUCGGCUGUGUCUGUCGAUAUCAGACUUCCACCCAAAGUCAUUCAAUCCCGCGUGGGAGGUUUCGACCAUUCUCAUCGGUCUCUUGUCAUUCAUGACGAGCGACGAGAUGACCACUGGUUCCAUGUCAACAACCCAAACAGAAAAGAAAUACCUUGCCUCACGGACUCGAUGGUGGAACUCUACAGGCGGAGGAUCUCAGGGCAGGCCUUCUAUCCAAAAGGGCAACGUCAAGGCCGGCGAUGGAGGCGCCAAGUUCCGCGCCGAAUGGCCCGAAGUCGACACGGAGAACUGGGAGUGGAUGAGGAAGAACAAGAUCGAGUCGACAACAGGUAACCGGUUGGAUGGCGAGAACGGGUCAUCUUGCGGGCCACAACUAGGCAUCACGGGGACCAGCGGCCACCAGGCGCAGGCUGUAGUGGAUGCAGUUGUUCAGCAGCGUGAUGCCGGUCGUGGUUGGAUAUAUCGGAACAAGCUGCUGGUGGCGGGGGCGGCAAUCUUCAUUUACGUGCUCAUCGCGAGACUCGUGAGCGGCGAAGGGAUCGCGUAG
Metarhizium album ARSEF 1941 is the source of this 798-nucleotide messenger RNA. RefSeq names its product ubiquitin-conjugating enzyme. The transcript has 3 exons. NCBI's taxonomy places the organism in Eukaryota, Fungi, Ascomycota, Sordariomycetes, Hypocreales, Clavicipitaceae. The record is from RefSeq and is a predicted model, not a curated record. Bases 1 to 798 code for a protein of 265 amino acids.